Molecule: messenger RNA, 593 nt
Organism: Brachypodium distachyon (stiff brome)
Lineage: Eukaryota; Viridiplantae; Streptophyta; Magnoliopsida; Poales; Poaceae
Exons: 1
Coding region: 7-573 (188 amino acids)
Source: RefSeq, a predicted model, not a curated record
UUGACGAUGGCGCUAGGCCUCGCCGCCGCGCUAACCAUGGCGUCCUUUCUCGCCGUGUCAGCUGCCGCCAGCGAAGGCCUAUCAACGUCGACAUACUACGUGGCCGUGGAGAACAAGCUGCCGGCGGGCGCGGGCAUGGACCUCGUCUGCCGCGCGCUGGGAGGGGAGCUCUUCACCGAGUGGAGCGUCGUGCCCCGGGGCCACAUGCCAAAGGGCGGUCGGCGCGUGGUCGAGCUCCUGGUGGAUGGCGAAGGCCGGUACGCGCAGGUCGUCUGCAGCUGGGCCUACCAGGGCAACUAUGUCGGCGGCAUGUCGUUGCUCGAUUCGCGGUGGCCGGAAGCCAAGGGGUGCCGGAACCCUAGAGCUAGCGGCGGCAUGUGCCGCAUCGUGUUUGAGGAUGACAAGGUGCGGUUUGAAGCUCCUGGCGGUGGGACGCGUGUCAUUGGUGACUUGUCUGUGAAGAGGUGCCAUGGGCAUUGGCUGGUUUUUAGCACGGAUUGCAGUUAUCCGGACCAUCCAAACCCUUAUGCUGGGCGUGUCUUACGCAAUGCCUUGGAGUACUUCGGCGUGUGAAUAAAUUCAUUGAUUGAUUA